Molecule: messenger RNA, 3138 nt
Organism: Drosophila innubila
Lineage: Eukaryota; Metazoa; Arthropoda; Insecta; Diptera; Drosophilidae
Gene: DAT
Product: sodium-dependent dopamine transporter
Exons: 8
Coding region: 200-2080 (626 amino acids)
Biological process (GO): sodium ion transmembrane transport; dopamine uptake involved in synaptic transmission
Cellular component (GO): neuronal cell body membrane; neuron projection; presynaptic membrane
Molecular function (GO): dopamine:sodium symporter activity
Source: RefSeq, a predicted model, not a curated record
CUGGACUGGCAUAGUUUAUAGAGCUUUAAAAUCACAAUUUUUGCAUAUUUUAUUCGUGAAUUCUGAGAAAUAUUUAAAAUGGAUUGGCAAAAGUGAAUGAUUUAAGCUUUGACAAGAACAGUGUGGAUUGGCGUGCGACGGAGUUGGCAACUAAAACGACGACGUUUUGGCCAAGGACACGGACAUCGUCGCAACGGCGAUGUCAUCGACCGGACAAAUAGCAAAGACGUCCACGCCACACGACAACGAUAACAAUAGCAUUAACGAUCAGCGUGAAACAUGGAGCGGCAAGGUGGAUUUUUUAUUAUCGGUUAUUGGAUUCGCCGUCGAUUUAGCAAACGUCUGGAGAUUUCCCUAUUUGUGUUACAAAAAUGGCGGUGGCGCUUUUCUUGUGCCCUACUGCAUUAUGUUGGUGGUAGGCGGUAUACCUCUAUUCUAUAUGGAACUGGCCCUGGGACAGCACAAUCGUAAGGGAGCCAUCACGUGUUGGGGUCGUUUGGUGCCGCUCUUUAAGGGCAUAGGUUAUGCUGUAGUGCUGAUUGCAUUUUAUGUGGACUUUUAUUACAAUGUGAUCAUUGCAUGGUCACUGCGUUUCUUUUUUGCCUCCUUCACCAGUGUGUUGCCCUGGACGUCGUGCAACAAUCCCUGGAAUACGCCCAACUGCAGGCCGUUUGAGGGUCAAAACUCGCGUGACGUGGUAGGCAAUCUGAGUGAUUUCUAUGCGUUUAGCAAUCAGAGUUUGUUUCUGACCAACGAAACAUAUGCGAAUGUUACAUUUGCCACCAUUGCACCCGUUGUGCCCGUCGAGAGAUUUCAAUCAGCUGCCUCCGAAUACUUCAAUCGUUAUAUACUUGAGCUGAACCAGAGCGAGGGUCUACAUGAUCUGGGUCACAUUCGUUGGGACAUGGCACUGUGCCUGCUCAUUGUCUAUCUGAUAUGCUACUUCUCGUUGUGGAAGGGUAUUAGCACCUCCGGCAAAGUGGUUUGGUUCACAGCCCUCUUUCCCUAUGCGGUCCUACUGAUUCUGCUGAUACGUGGAAUUACCUUGCCCGGAUCUGCCAUGGGUAUACAGUAUUACUUGAGUCCAAAGUUCGAUGCCAUCUUCAAGGCCGAGGUGUGGGUCGAUGCGGCCACACAGGUGUUCUUCUCCCUGGGUCCAGGAUUCGGUGUGCUUCUCGCCUAUGCAUCGUAUAAUAAAUAUCAUAAUAAUGUCUAUAAAGAUGCGCUGCUUACAAGUUUCAUCAACUCCGCAACGAGUUUUGUGGCCGGUUUUGUGAUAUUCUCCGUUCUGGGUUACAUGGCUCAUACAUCGGGUGUCAGGAUUGAGGAUGUGGCCACUGAGGGACCAGGACUGGUCUUUGUGGUCUAUCCGGCGGCCAUUGCAACCAUGCCGGGCAGCAUCUUCUGGGCAUUGAUCUUCUUCAUGAUGUUGCUUACACUUGGACUGGAUAGUUCAUUUGGUGGCUCGGAGGCGAUUAUCACAGCCUUGAGCGAUGAGUUUCCAAAGAUUCGGAAAAAUCGUGAACUUUUUGUGGCCGCUCUGUUCUCCUUGUACUUUGUUGUUGGCCUCGCCAGCUGCACCCAAGGUGGAUUCUAUUUCUUCCAUCUGCUGGAUCGCUACGCCGCCGGCUACUCCAUCCUGAUAGCAGUAUUCUUUGAGGCGAUUGCCGUCUCCUGGAUUUAUGGAACGAAGCGUUUCAGUGACGAUAUUAGGGAUAUGAUUGGCUUCCCGCCGGGUCUCUAUUGGCAGGUUUGCUGGCGCUUUGUUGCUCCCAUCUUCCUGCUCUUCAUCACGGUUUACGGAUUGCUCGGCUAUGAGCCGCUGACCUAUGCGGACUACGUAUAUCCGGACUGGGCAAAUGCCUUGGGCUGGUGCAUAGCUGGCUCCUCGGUCAUUAUGAUACCGGCGGUGGCCAUUUACAAGCUGAUUGUUACACCCGGCAGCUUUAGACAGCGUCUGCGUAUACUCACGACCCCGUGGCGGGAUCAACAGCUGGCGGUGAACGGGGUUGCCACCGAGGUGACCGUAACCCUGGUACGUCUGGCCGAUGCCGAGGCGAAUGAGGCAGCCGAUGUUUGAGUUCGACCGAUGGCACGCUUUCAGAUCUAUUACGUAUAGAUCUGAAAAUUUACCAACAACUUCAAAUUUCAACUUGAGUGAGGGUUUGAGGGUUCAAAAUUUUGAGAUUUAUCAGUUGUCAGUUUUAGCUUAGCUCUUAGGCAUUCGGCUCUAGGAAACUAAUGCAAAUUUCGCAUACAACGUACUUACUUAGGUUUCGAUGCCAAAAAAAAAAUGUUGUAGCUCAAAACCAUAAGUCUACAGUUAAGACUAGCCAGUAGUUUCAUAAUGCCAAUAAAUACAAGUACAUAAACACAUAUACUAUAUACACUCCAAAUAUACAUAAACAAAUGCAUAUUAUAUACGUAUACAUAAAGUACAUAUGUACACAUGAGUAUGUAUGUUAUAUGAUUAAAACGCUGUGUAGAUAAUACAGAAAUAUUUAAGCAAAAAUUUUGAAAUUGGUUUGAAGGCAACUUUGAACAUAAUUUAUGGGCAUAUGCAACAGGGAAUUUAAGGUAGCUCUCGAGAUCCUUGAUUGAAGGUCUGGAUGAGUAUGUAUAUGUACAUAUAUAGCUUUAUAUUAUAGUGUCAGCAUAGCAGAAGCUUUAACCAGAAUGUGUUAUGUAUAUAAGGCGAUGCAAUCAAAUGCUUCGAUUAAUCCAAUUCAAAUUGAGCUAAUGUUGUUACUAACCCUGCCAUAGAAGUAGAUCCGACUCUGGCAAAGUCUUUUUCACAGCCAUAAAAAGACUUUGCCAAGUUGCACAAAAUAUUUAUUUAAAUUCAUUAAACAAUCAAUUGUUGCUUCAUAAAUUCAAAUGUAUUCUAAUUUUAAGUGUUAUCGUUAAGUAUAUGCAAAUGAUAAAGCAAAGUUGACAGCCAUCAACUUUGCUUUAAUGUUACUAUUAUUGUCAUUAUUAUUAAACAUUAUCAUUGUUUAGGAUGUGACUUUCAAUGCAGUUUCACGCAGCCAUGUGAAAGUGCAAUGUGAUGAACAAAUAUCAUUUUUCAACUGUUUUUAUUCAACUAUUUUCUUAUGUUUAAAUAAAUCACUUCGAUAUUUUUAGUUGGUAUUACAA